AUGGCUGAACAGAAAAACCGACUUGGAUUUUGUGAGGACACUGCCCGUUUUCAGUCCAGUCUCCCGCAUGGGAUUUCGUCGGGUGAAGGGAUUAGGAACACUGACGCAGAUGGCGAAAACGACGAGGCUUCACAUCCCAAAUCACUGAAAGGCUUGAGACUUAGGCUCCUUACAACUGGUAUUCUCUGUCGUGCUUUCCAAGGAAUUGGUGGUGCUGGUAUUUUCAGCAUGGUCCCCAUUAUUGUGGCAGAGAUGGUGGAGCCAAUCAAGUACGGUGCUUAUAAUGGAAUCAUCUCUCUUGCCAUCGCGUUCAGCUUUCUGUUGGGUCCACUUUUAGGUGGAAUCAUCUCGGAUGGCACCACCUGGCGCUGGAUCUUCUGGAUAAAUCUCCCUAUUGGGGUUACGGGACUUCUUCUUGUCCUUGUAUCACUCGGUUUCACCAAGCGAAACGUCGAUCUUCGUGGUCGCAUCGACUACCCGGGCUUCUUCAUACUUCUGGCUGCAUCAGUCCUGCUAAUUGUGGCUAUUGAGGAAGCCGGUAUAUCCUUUGCAUGGAGCUCUGCCCUGGUUAUUGCCUUUUUGGUUGUCGCAGGAGUUUUUCUGCUUCUGUUCCUCUUUUGGCAAUGGUAUUUAUAUCAUAUCAAGUCUGCACGGGAGCCGAUACUUCCCUGGAGUUUCCUCAAAAACCGGAUCCUGAUGGGAUUAUACCUGUGA
Penicillium chermesinum is the source of this 714-nucleotide messenger RNA. RefSeq lists its product as uncharacterized. Gene Ontology annotation, biological process: transmembrane transport. The transcript is spliced from 3 exons. The coding region runs from base 1 to 714 and encodes 237 amino acids. The record is from RefSeq and is a predicted model, not a curated record. Lineage: Eukaryota; Fungi; Ascomycota; Eurotiomycetes; Eurotiales; Aspergillaceae. Gene Ontology annotation, molecular function: transmembrane transporter activity.